AUGGACACCCGAAAGAGGAAUGUAGAUAUAGAAAUCGUACAAUCCUGUGGUACACACUAUAAUCAGUGUCAUACACCAGUGGUUACAAAUGACAUACAGCAAAUAAUACCUUUUACAUGGGAACAAUUAAAAGAAGCACAACAUCAAGAUGAAGAAAUUAACAACAUAAUUAAUGACAUCCGCAACCAUAAGAAAUAUUUCAUCCAAGAUAAUAUGUUAAUAAAGAAAGCAUAUCCACCAAUUCCAGUCAUACCUAAAGGACGAAUACGUUCAGAUAUGAUGAAAAUUUAUCAUGAUACACCGGCGAAUGGUGCUCAUUUUGGUCGUGAUCGAACGAUUAAUAAAAUUCAACAACGAUAUUUUUGGCCAGGUAUGAUUUCUGACAUUCGUAAUUUUAUUAAAUCUUGUUUACUUUGUUCACAAAAUAAUCCGCUACGACGAAAACCACCUGGUGCUUUGAAGCCAAUAAAACCUCCAGAUGGUAUACGGCAAUUACUUACAAUGGAUUUUCACGGACCGAUCACACCAACAACGAAGAAUGGAAAUAAAUACAUUAUUUCAUUGACCGAUGUCUUAUCAAAAUUCAUAAUUACAAAAGCAGUCCGUGAUUGCACUGCUACCACUGCAGCACGAUUUUUUAUUUAUGAAGUUAUUCUUAAAUAUGGUACUCCUAAAUGUAUUCUUACUGAUAAUGGUACACAUUUUACAGCUAGAAUGAUGACAGAAUUAUUAAAACAAAUUGGAAUUACACAUUUAUACUCGACACCUUAUCACCCCAUGACAAAUGGACAGAUAGAAAGAUUUAAUGCAACAAUGGAUGCAAAAAUAGCUGCAUUAUCAAAUGAAAAACGAACGAACUGGGAUGAAAAAUUACCAUUCGUUACAUUCAAUUACAACACCACUAUACAUCGCAUAACUACUCAAAUUCCAUUCGGAUUAAUACAUGAUCAUAAGCCAAAUUUUCCCUUUGAUCAACAACAACCAUUAGUUACCUUAUCACAAGAUCCAGAACACAAGACAAAAUGA
Molecule: messenger RNA, 1026 nt
Organism: Rotaria socialis
Lineage: Eukaryota; Metazoa; Rotifera; Eurotatoria; Philodinida; Philodinidae
Source: the annotation of a GenBank genome assembly